CAUUAAUAUUUGUAUUUGUUACACAAUUUUCUAAAAAAAACAUGUCGCAGUUUUUAUUAUAUGUGUUAAUAUUAGUUGCAAGUUUAAUUUUGAGCUUGUAUGUCUAUUUGACCUGGCAUUUUGAUCACUGGAUUAAACGCAAGAUACCGGGACCUAAACCUGUGCCCUUAUUUGGCACUUUCCCGGGUAUGGUGAAUGCAAAAAGAAAUUUUAUUUACGAUUUGGAUGAAGUUUAUAGACAAUUUAAAAAUAAAGCCAAAUUUGUGGGCGUAUUUGUAACCAGAAAUCCGCAAAUUAUGAUAUUGGAUCCAGAAAUAUGCAAAGAUAUUUUGAUUUCAAAUUUUAAAUGUUUUCAAGACAACGAGUCAUCUCAGUGGAUGAAUCGUAAAAGAGAGCCCAUAUCAGGCAGCAAUCCUUUCGCAUUGCCAGCCGCUGAUUGGAAAAUAAAACGAGCCGAAAUUGUACCAGCUCUCACAACGUCCCGGGUAAAAGGCAUGUUUUCGAUUGUAGAGGCCAUAUGCAAGAAAUUAAACCGAUAUUUGGAACAGCUCACAGAAAAUGGCAAAACUACAAUUGAUGCCAAAGAUAUUGCCUUACACUUCACCGGAGAGGUGGUGGCUGAUGUUGGCUGGGGCAUAGAGGCCGGCAAUUUGGCUAUAUCUUCAAAUAAAUCUAUCAAAGAAGACACAGCCUUCUUAAGCAUGUCCAAACAAAUGAUUGCCCAAACUUUUAAUGCCUUCAAGUACUUUUUUAUAGCUGGCAUAUUUCCGUUUGUGCGUUAUUUAUUUUAUGUGCGAUUUUUCCCUGAAAUUACCGAUCGUUUCUUUUUGCAAUUGACCAGUUCAGCUAUGCAUAUGAGAAAUUCCAAUGGCAGUAGUAAGAGGCAAGAUUUUCUGCAGCACAUGAUGGAUUUGCAACAAAAGAAGGGUAUUAGUGAAACCGAAAUAGUAGCUCAUCAGUUAACAUUGCUGUUUGAUGGUUUCGAAACAUCGGCUACUUUAAUCAGUCAUUGUUUGUUGCUGCUGGCACGUUAUCCCGAAAAACAGCAAAAACUUCGUUUGGAAAUUCAGCAACAUUUGGCUGACCAUAGAAAUACUUUUGAUUUUGAUGAGUUAGUUAAGCUACCCUAUUUGGAACAAUGUUUGGCAGAAACUUUGCGCAUUUUCACUCCUUUACCGUACAUGGCAAAAGUCUGCACCCAACCUUGUGAGCUGCUCAACAAUGAUGGUGUCUUACUCAAAAUACAUCCCGGAGAUGUUUGUCUCAUACCACUGCACUCGAUGCAUCACGAUGCUGAGUACUAUCCACAGCCGGAAGAGUUUGUGCCAGAACGCUUUGACGAGGAGAAUGGUGGCACAAAAAAGUACAAAGACAUGGGUGUAUAUUUACCAUUUGGUGAUGGUCCAAGAAUAUGUCUAGGUAUGAAAUUUGGCUUGUCCCAGGCAAAAGCCGCAGUUGCCGAGGUAAUAAAACAUUUUGAAUUAACGGUUAAUGAAAGAACACGCAAGGAUAAUUAUCAGGCUGCAGAUGGUUUUAUCAUUGGUUUAGAUGGUGGCAUAUUUCUUGAUAUAAAACCAUUGUAUACUCUAAACGUAAGUGAAUAUAUAAAACAUUAUUUAAGUAAUAAAAGAAUAAACUCAUUUACAUUUGCGCUUAAAAUCUUGACAAUGGCAUUGAAUUUCGUGUCACUGAAUCGCAGAGUGAUAGGACCAGAUGGCAGAACCUUUGUUCAUUGUCCUAAAGGACAAGAAUACAAUCCUCGCUUCACUCAGAAGACAGUAAAACACGGUGGUGGUAGCAUUAUGGUUUGGGGUGCAUUUUCUUGGCAUGGCGUGGGUCCCCUCAUAAAAAUCAAUGGCAAAAUGGAUAAGUUUCAGUACUUGGACAUUUUGAAAAACCAUAUGGAGCCAUAUGCCUUCGAUUCCAUGCCAAUUAAGUGGAAAUUCAUGCAAGACAAUGACCCCAAACACUCGUCUAAGCUUGUAAAAAAUUGGUUCUCUGCUGAGAAAAUUGAAGUUUUGGAUUGGCCAGCGCAGAGCCCUGACUUAAAUCCUAUAGAGAACCUUUGGAACGAAGUGAAGGUUGAAAUAGCAAAAAAAAAUUAUAAAAAUAUGGACGAUUUGUGGUCGGCGGCACAGAAAGCCUGGUAUGCCAUACCCAAAUCAAAAUGCCAAAAACUAGUCGAAAGUAUGGGACGCAGCUUUCUACUCGUUCGUUCGUUCACUCACCACCAGUUAUCAGUUUGUGUUCGCAACAACAUGUUGUUCUUGCUAAUUUCUCUGUCAGUGUCAAUAAUAAUUCUAAUUGUUUAUUUAUAUUUAUCUUGGUAUUUUAAUUAUUGGAAACAUCAAAAUCUAGCUGGUCCCAGACCACAGCUACUAAAAGGUACAUUUCCCAAAACUCAUGCCGGAAAAUGUAAUUUACUUACGGAACUACAUGAGAUUUAUAUGCAUUAUAAAUCCUCGCAAAGUUGUGUGGGUGUUUUUGUGGGCCGUAGUCCAAAAUUAUUUGUUUUGGAUCCCAAGUUAAUACAGCAAAUACUUACGCAAAACUUUAAUAAAUUUCGUGAUAACGAGUCUUCGCAAUGGUCAUCUGAAGCAGUAGAGCAAUUACGAUUUGGCAGUCCAUUUGUAUCAGUGUCUGAGGUGUGGAAGGAGAAACGUUCGGAAUUGGUACAGGGUCUCACAGUUAAUAGGAUACGUUCCCAUUAUGACAUAAUGAAGGAUAGUGCCUCUCAAAUGAUAGAGUUUAUUAAAGCCCAAGAUCCUCAAACAAAAUGGGAUGCAAAAGAACUAGCAAAUCGUUUCACCUGUCACCUAAUGGCCAAAUUUAUAUGGGGCAUUGAGGAAAACACUUUCCAGACUCUCAACAAUCACUCGACCCUUCACGAAAUGGCAGACAAAAUGCUACAACAAUCCUUAAAAUGUGUUCGCUACUAUGGCAAAACAGCCGCCUGGCCUUGGUUGAGAAAAUUGAAACCUGAACGUUUCUUCCCUGCCGACUGCGAUGAGUUUUUCAAACAAUUGGCCAAGGAUGUCAUGGAACAGAAAAUGGCCACAAAUAAUAAACAAAAUGAUGUGAUCAAUCACUUGUUGCAACUAAAGAAGAAAAAAUCUUUAAAUGAUGUACAAAUCGCUGGACAUACGACAACCGUGCUGAUUGAUGGCUUUGAAACGGCAGCCAUUGUAAUAGCCCACUGUUUAUUGUUGCUGGCUCGUAAUCACAGAGUUCAACUAAAACUACGUCAGGAGUUGAAAGAGGCAGGUGAUGAGAUAACCUAUGAUAAAUUAAUGGAGUUACCCUAUUUGGAUCAAUGUAUACAAGAGACUUUAAGACUAUUUCCUCCUUUGGCUACAUUAUUUAAACUUUGUACAGAAUCUAUUGAGCUGCAAAACAGAUUGGAUGGCGGCUCCAAGGUGUUGCUAAGCCCUCAAGACGUAGUUUACAUUUCAGCUUAUUCUUUACAUUAUGAUCCUGAGUAUUAUGAAAAUCCUGAAGAUUUUUGGCCCGAAAGAUUUAAUGAGGACUUGGGUGGUGUAAAGAAAUUUAGAGAUAUGGGAGUGUUUUUGCCAUUCGGCGAUGGACCCAGAAUGUGUCCAGGCAUGAAAUUGGGUUUGUCAGAGGUAAAGGUUGCUGUAGCUGAACUAUUGAAAAAUUUUGAAUUCUCUUUAACUGCCAAUACACGACUGGACAAUACAAUUGCCUCCGAUUCAUUUCUGCUUACAUUGGAUGGAGGUAUUGAAUUGUAUAUUAAAGGCCUAAGGGAUUAA
Messenger RNA from Calliphora vicina (urban bluebottle blowfly), 3770 nucleotides. RefSeq lists its product as uncharacterized. The record is from RefSeq and is a predicted model, not a curated record. Lineage: Eukaryota; Metazoa; Arthropoda; Insecta; Diptera; Calliphoridae. The transcript is spliced from 16 exons. Bases 42 to 3770 code for a protein of 1242 amino acids. Gene Ontology annotation, molecular function: heme binding; nucleic acid binding; monooxygenase activity.